Messenger RNA from Chenopodium quinoa (quinoa), 714 nucleotides. RefSeq lists its product as uncharacterized. The transcript has a single exon. The record is from RefSeq and is a predicted model, not a curated record. Bases 1 to 714 code for a protein of 237 amino acids. Gene Ontology annotation, molecular function: nucleic acid binding. NCBI's taxonomy places the organism in Eukaryota, Viridiplantae, Streptophyta, Magnoliopsida, Caryophyllales, Amaranthaceae.
AUGGACACAUCGGCCAGACCACACAUUGCUUCAAAUGGAUACAUAAAUUGGGAUGGGAAAACAGGGAUGUUUCCAUUCACUGAACAAGUGCCAGCACAAAGAAGUAGCAAAAACAGAGAAAAGGGCACUAUAGAAACGAAAGCAAAACAAACCAUCACAAGGGAUAUCAUCAAGAAAAUGAUAUUAGAAGAAGUGAUGCCUGCAAUUAGAGCUACAUGGCCAGAAAACUCAUGCAAGACUAUAUGGAUCCAGCAAGAUAAUGCAAGGCCUCACAUCAACAUUGAUGAUCCAGAAUUUUUGGAAGAAGCAAAUAAGGAUGGUUUUGACAUGCACCUAAUCUGCCAGCCUGCUCAAUCUCCGGACCUCAAUGUAUUGGACUUGGGGUUUUUUAGGGCAAUUCAAGCAAUUCAACACCAAGAGUUUCCUGAAUCAGUUGAAGAGUUGGUUGAAAGUGUUCUAACCUCAUAUGCUAGUUAUGAUCCAAGGAUCAUUAACAUGACUUGGCUUCACUCAAUGUAUGUAAUGGAGGAAAUUAUGAAAGUCAAGGGAGGCAACAAUUUCAAAAAUCCUCAUAAGGGCAAGAAAAGACUUCAAAGGUUGGGUCUAUUACCAUCCUAUGUUGAAGUGUCAAAUGAGUUGGUCCUAGAUUCGAUCAAUUUUUUGAACGAAGGAAUCAUAGAAAGGGGUGAAUCAUCAAAUGCCAACAUGUUGUGA